This is a messenger RNA of Yamadazyma jaroonii, 1323 nucleotides long. The record is from the annotation of a GenBank genome assembly. Lineage: Eukaryota; Fungi; Ascomycota; Pichiomycetes; Serinales; Debaryomycetaceae.
AUGAGCCAUGGUGGUGAUGCAAUAAUUACGUCUUUGCUCCAAUGGAUGAAGGCAAAGAAUAACAUCGGGGUAUCUUCCAAAGAAAGUUUCGUAUCUUUGAAAGUCGGAGCCAAAGAUUUUGGAGAUGAAGGUAGAGGUUUAGCUGCUAAUGAUAAUAUAGUGCAAAAUGAAGAAAUCAUAAAAAUCCCCCAUUCUUACCUCCUAAAUGCCCACACUAUCAUCCGUCACAUCUCCCAUUUUAACAAACAUACCCAUUUGAAUGAACAUUACUCCAAUAUUGACAUAUCUUACGAAGAAGAACCAAAAGAUGAGGUUACUCAAAUAUAUUCCAAAAUUCAGUACAACGAAAUGGUAGGUUUACUGUCUUUCCAAUUGGUAUCAUUAUACCUUUGUUUGGAAACUGGUCGACAGAAUUCCUUCUGGAAACCUUUCCUCGACUCAUUACCAGACAUCAAAGCAUUCAAUUGGACUCCUUUAGUAUGGGAGGAAACGGGGUCAGGCGAUUUAAUAGAAUUCUUACCUUCAGAAGUCAAAGAACAUCAUUCACAAGUAAGUCAGAGAUACAACAGAGAUAAAGAGGCAGUUAAGAAGUUCUUGACAUCGAAACUUCCAGAAACAACAUCGGUUGAUAAGUAUAUCACAUCACAAAGAUACCUUUGGGCUUGGAUGUGUAUAAAUUCACGUUGCCUUUACAUGGAACUACGGGAAAGUAAUGACAAUGCCGAUAAUUUUACUAUGGCACCGUUAGUUGAUUUUGUCAAUCAUUCCGAUGAUGAUCAUUGUCGACUCAAAAUCGAUAACAAAGGUUUCCAUGUCAUAACCACCACCAAAUAUGAACCUCAGAGCCAAAUUUAUUUAAGCUACGGUCCACAUUCCAAUGGGUUUCUUCUUUGUGAAUACGGAUUCGUGUUGCCUUCCAAUAAAUGGAAUGAUAUUGACAUAUCUCGCUAUAUCAAACAAGAUCUCAAUGAAGAUCAGGUAAAGUUUUUGAAACAGUACGAAUAUUUUGAUAAUUAUACGAUCGGAAAAGUUUCAGGAGUAUCUUAUAGGACAGAAAUAGCUCUAGCUGUGAUGCAAGAAUCCAAACCUUUCAAUUCAAGAAAGCUAUUAGCUUAUGUCAAAGGACUCACUGAUGGUGAAUCUUAUGGUGAAUCUAGCAAGGAGAUCUUACAUGAUAUACUUAACGAGGUAGAGUCUGACAUUAGUGGAAAAAGAGCUCAAAUCAAAGAAAUCCAUGAUGAAUCUAAAAGAGUUAUCAUCCAAUUGUACCUGGACAUCGAAGAAAUCAUCGAUGCCACCAAGUUAUCGUUUAUUAAUGCAUAG